Caenorhabditis remanei is the source of this 525-nucleotide messenger RNA. RefSeq lists its product as uncharacterized. Lineage: Eukaryota; Metazoa; Nematoda; Chromadorea; Rhabditida; Rhabditidae. Gene Ontology annotation, cellular component: membrane. The record is from RefSeq and is a predicted model, not a curated record. The transcript is spliced from 4 exons. Bases 1 to 525 code for a protein of 174 amino acids. Gene Ontology annotation, biological process: sensory perception of chemical stimulus.
AUGCAAUGGAAGUACUCUUAUUUUCAAAUUAUAGUUACUUUCAUUUUAGUAUUGACUAUUACGAUUACGAUAUUUGCAUGUCUCUAUAUCUACAACUCAUCGGUCACUAGACGACUGGAACUUCAACAUAGAAGAUAUGGAUACCAUUUUGGGAAGAGAUUUCAAGCGAAAGAGAAUUUGAGAUCUUUGAAGAUGGUUCGACGUAUCACAAUAGUCGGUGUAUGCGGGUUUCUCGUUGCUGCUCUAUUCAUUUCUCUUGUUGCUUCACAAUUAUUACCUAAUUAUUUUCACAGAAUUAGUCUGCAAAUUUCGGAAAUAGCAUUGAAUUUAAACCCAUUAUUUAUUGUUCCGUCAGUAGCAGAUAGAGUUCCUCCUUGGAAGAACAAACUGAUUGAGACUAUGCCAAAAUUUAUACGAAAGAAAAACUCCUGCACCCGGACAGUUCGACCGAUGGAUUAUAGGGCAAGACGGACAGUUGUUGAGGAGACGAACACUUAUUGGACGCAAUAUUCAAAUAACUGGUGA